Propithecus coquereli (Coquerel's sifaka) is the source of this 573-nucleotide messenger RNA. RefSeq names its product olfactory receptor 52N4-like. The transcript has a single exon. The annotation marks the transcript as partial. Gene Ontology annotation, molecular function: G protein-coupled receptor activity; olfactory receptor activity. The record is from RefSeq and is a predicted model, not a curated record. Gene Ontology annotation, cellular component: membrane. Lineage: Eukaryota; Metazoa; Chordata; Mammalia; Primates; Indriidae. Gene Ontology annotation, biological process: G protein-coupled receptor signaling pathway.
AUGACUCCAGCUUCAUUUAUUCUGAAUGGAGUCCCAGGACUGGAAGACAUACAGGUCUGGAUUUCCUUCCCAUUCUGCUCCAUGUAUAUUGUGGCUAUGGUUGGCAAUUGUGGACUCCUCUACCUUAUCCGCUAUGAGGACUCCCUGCACAGGCCCAUGUACUACUUCUUGGCCAUGCUUUCCCUUACUGACCUUGUCAUGUGCUCCAGUACAAUCCCUAAAGCCCUCUGCAUCUUCUGGUUUCAUCUCAAGGAAAUUGGAUUUGAUGAAUGCCUGGCCCAGAUGUUUUUCAUCCACACCUUCACAGGGAUGGAGUCUGGGGUGCUCAUGCUUAUGGCCCUAGAUCGCUAUGUAGCCAUCUGCUACCCUCUACGCUAUUCAACUAUCCUCACUAAUCCUGUCAUUGUAAAAGUUGGGCUCACCACUUUCCUGAGAGGCGUAUUACUCAUUACUCCCUUUACUUUCCUUACCAAGCGCCUGUCCUAUUGCAGGGGCAAUAUAAUUCCCCAUACCUACUGUGACCAUAUGUCUGUAGCCAAAUUAUCCUGCGGCAACGUCAAGGUCAAUGCCAUC